Molecule: messenger RNA, 981 nt
Organism: Penicillium vulpinum
Lineage: Eukaryota; Fungi; Ascomycota; Eurotiomycetes; Eurotiales; Aspergillaceae
Product: Serine/threonine-specific protein phosphatase/bis(5-nucleosyl)-tetraphosphatase
Exons: 2
Coding region: 1-981 (326 amino acids)
Cellular component (GO): nucleus; cytoplasm
Molecular function (GO): protein serine/threonine phosphatase activity
Source: RefSeq, a predicted model, not a curated record
AUGAGCGCUCUAAACUCUAUCCACCUAGACGAUAUGAUCUCGCGACUCCUAGACAUGGCAUAUUCGACCAAAGUCACCAAGACGGUAUGUCUUGAGAAUGCCGAGAUCACCGCCAUCUGCGGACUAGCUCGUGAGCUCUUCCUUUCUCAGCCCGUACUCUUAGAGUUGGCUGCGCCCGUUAAAAUCGUCGGCGAUAUUCACGGUCAAUUUACCGAUCUGAUCCGAGUCUUUGAAAUGUGUGGAUUCCCGCCAGAAUCGAACUAUCUUUUUCUCGGCAAUUUUGUAGAUCGAGGGAAACAGAGCCUAGAAACCAUUAUCCUACUGCUAUGCUAUAAACUCAAGUACCCCGAGAAAGUCUUUCUACUGCGCGGCAACCACGAGUGCGCCAAUGUCAGUAGAAUGGGCGGGUUCUAUGAGGAGUGCAAGUGGCGUUGCAAUGUUAAGAUGUGGAAACUUCUCAUCGACACUUUCACCUGCCUCCCUAUUGCGGCGAUAGUAGCCGACAAGAUAUUCUGCGUUCACGGCGGGCUAUCUCCUAAUCUAUUACAUAUGGAUGAUAUCCGCAGUAUCGCUCGCCCUACUGAUAUACCCGAUCACGGGCUACUGACCGAUCUUUUAUGGAGUGACCCGGCCGAUGUGGACAUAGAGGAAGAUUGGGUGCCCAAUGAACGCGGUGUAAGCUUCUGCUUUGGUAAAAAGGUCAUCAAGAACUUUUUAGAACGACACGGCUUUGAUAUGGUGUGCCGUUCCCACAUGGUGGUAAAGAAUGGGUAUGAGUUCUAUCAAAACCGGACUCUAGUAACCGUCUUCUCUGCGCCGAAUUAUUGUGGCGAGUUCGACAACUGGGGCGCUGUCAUGUCUGUCUCAAAGGAGCUCGUUUAUAUUUUUGACUUGAUGAAGCCUCUGGAUUGGGCUGCGUUAAAGAAAUACAAGAAGGAGGGUCAAAUACAGCGAGGUCAAAUACAGCGAGACGACUUCUAA